Molecule: messenger RNA, 935 nt
Organism: Acanthocheilonema viteae
Lineage: Eukaryota; Metazoa; Nematoda; Chromadorea; Rhabditida; Onchocercidae
Source: the annotation of a GenBank genome assembly
UAAUAAUGGAUGAAUAUUAUUCGAGCAAAGUUGCAUUGCAACAACAAUUGAUAACAUUACGACGUGCAAUACUGUUUGCUGUAAUUUUAGCAACAACUGCAAUAUUUGCUUGCAUGUUUUCAAUACCGGUAUUUUACAAUUAUUUGCAAUAUAUGCAAGUAAACAUGCAAAACGAAAUUGAUUUUUGCAGGCAACGAAGUCGAAAUAUUUGGAAAGAAGUAACUAAAACACAAAUUUUAUUUGGAGGACAAAGAUACAAACGAUUGGCAAGUUUUGUUGGUACGAUAGAUAGUUAUUCGAUCAAUAACCAACAAACAUCGCCAGCGGAAACAGUGACACCCUCAUGUUGUGGAUGUGGUGUGUCACCACCGGGACCAAGAGGUGUACCGGGUCUGGAUGGUGAAGAUGGUCUGGACGGAUUACCGGGGCGACCGGGUAUGGAUGGACGGGAUGCUCCGCCACCCAAACUACCAGAACGCGUUGUUUUCUGUUUUGAAUGCGAAGAAAGUGAACCUGGUCGUCCGGGACAGCCGGGCCAGAAAGGACCAAUUGGGUUACCGGGCUUGCCAGGUCAUGAUGGAUAUCCAGGCACACCUGGACAUCCUGGCAUGCGCGGACCACAAGGACCAUCUGGUCCUCCUGGUAAAUCAGGUCUUCCUGGACGUCCUGGAAGUCCCGGGACUGUUGUGGAAACAUAUGUACCUGAAGGACCACAAGGACAACUAGGCCGCAGAGGAGAACAAGGCGUGCCAGGGCUUCCUGGUCAAAAUGGAUUACCAGGCAAGGAUGGAGUGGAAGGACCACCUGGUAAUCCGGGCUACGACGGAGUUCCUGGUACGAUGGGACCCAUGGGUGAACCAGGUAUGAAAGGAUCAAAGGGACCUGCAGGACUGUGUGACCACUGUCCACCACCAAGAGUGGCUGUAGGAUACUAA